Messenger RNA from Fusarium vanettenii 77-13-4, 1053 nucleotides. RefSeq lists its product as uncharacterized. The transcript is spliced from 2 exons. The record is from RefSeq and is a predicted model, not a curated record. The coding region runs from base 1 to 1053 and encodes 350 amino acids. NCBI's taxonomy places the organism in Eukaryota, Fungi, Ascomycota, Sordariomycetes, Hypocreales, Nectriaceae.
AUGUCGUCAACAGUGUCGGUGGCUACGGAAAGCCGGCUGUGGAGGGCCCUCUUUGCCCUCCCGAUCCUCGCCUUCGCUGGCCUCAUGAUACGAGCAUUUGCGAUGGGCGAACCAAUUGCUCCCGUACUGCAAAACAUGCUCGAAAACUCCCAGUUUACGUGGGAUGGAGGCAGCGUCAAGAUUCUCAAGGAAUUCUACGGCAUCCCCCCUUUGGACGAGAUCUUUGCUCAUAUCACGGUUGCCUUUGCUCAGUUGCAGUUCUUUUCCGAUCCACGAGCAUAUUGGCACUCGCUGGUCUUUCUUACCGACUUUGCUGGAAUCCCACUUGUUAUCCCACUUCUCUCACAACUCAUGGGGAUCGGCGUUGUUGCUCCCGUGUACUUCUUCUUCUUUUAUGUGUUCACGCCAGCCUAUAAGCUUACCACCCCAAGUCUUCAUCGUCCGGGGGUAGCGCCUUGCAUCGCACUGUUACCAACAAUCGCACUGGCCUACUUUUCUUCGCACUUCCCGUCCUACUUCCAUCCUUCUCUUGAAGCGAGAAACUGGUGGAACUGGAUUUGGCAGCUUUUCCCAGUAUGGGGAUCAUUCACCAUGCUUGCAAUCUCCAAGACAAUCUCCGGUCUUAGCAAGACACGAUCGACCAAAGAUGAUUCCAAUCAGGAGCUAGUCAUCCUUAGAGUCACCGUAUACUUGCUUGCAUUCAUCAGCACGGCUACAUGGUGGUACACUAUUCCAAAGAUUGAGGGCCCAGUAUCUGAUGUUUUCAUGCCCCAAUAUUUCGUCGAGUCCCCCCAAGAACCAGACGAGUGCCUUCGAACCAUCAUUCAAUAUGAUUACAUAUGCACAUACUCGGCUGGUUUCCUCUGGCUUGCAUAUCACUUUAGCGAUCUGGAGAAGGCUGGUAUCUGCGAAGUGCCCUGGAUUCGAGCUUUGGUAGUUGCUGGUAUCGUGGGGGCUGUUGUUGGUCCUGGGUCGCUCUUCAUUCUAAUUUGGCUUUUGAGGGAGGAACUUCUCGCGUCGCAAGCAUCAGUAAGAGAGCCUGAAAAGUUCUGA